CUGCCACCUUGAUAAGGGAAGUGUUGUUGGCACGAUGAUAGGCUUGAUCACAGGAUAAGUCUUAUCUAGUUUAAGAAUUCGGUGAUUUUGAACCCAAGUAACCUGUCCCAGUACAAUUGGUGUAUGAAGUACCUCAGUACCUUAUAUUUGUAGCAUAUUUUAGCCGAAAAGUCCACAGGCACAAUAAAGUAAUGGCAUCUAAAGGCGGACCUAUUGCUGUAGGUACAGAUGGGACCGAUUUUGCUCAUCGGCAAAGGAUAGCUGCUCAGUAUCAAAUAAGUGCUCUGAACAAGUCUCGACUGAAAUAUUGCAUUUUUUUCCACUACCUUCUGUUUUUUGCAAUGUUGGCAAAGCUGUCUGCAGACAUUCUUGAUCGUCUGGAUAUAUUUAUAUUAGAAAUAGAAGAAUUGCAAGUUCCAGAGCCAUUGUGGUGGGAGUACAUCUGGUGCAUUAGCCUUCUCCUCUCAUUUCUUGGACUCUCAGCAGUACGGAAAAACCGAGUAAAAACUAUGCAGAGAUACAUGACAGGAAUCAUAAUAUUUGGGUUUGCUCCCCUGUUGUAUGCUGCAGUGUACUACUUCAGGGAUACCUGGAAAUACCUAAGCACAGGGGAAAUUGAUCACAUAAUGGUGUGGCAGGGUUAUCCAUAUGGUCUACUGUGGUAUGCAUUCAUCUUGUUGGCCAUUCAGGUUCACCUGUUCUCAUUGUACUUUGCUUCGAACUUGGUAGUUGCCUGGAGAGCUCGAGGGACGAAGAAAGACGAAUGAGCUGAAUGAAACCUCGUGUCUACCUGUGUGUUGUUGCUUGUCACUGUAUGUUGUCCCCAUCAGUCAAUAUGUGCAUGAUGUAAAGGCACUUCCUUGUAAAUGACACAAACUGAUGACAGAGUUGCGCAUGUCAAACAAUACACAGAAGCCUAGCAUUCCCAUGUUGUCCAGUUUAAAAUUGAAAGCUGCAACAAGUUUAAGACGUCCCACACUUUCACUCUGAGCCUUAUCGAUAUUAGGAGUUAAAUUCCAACAUAUGGAUGUAGUUUCUGCAAGCAAUCAGUACUUCAUGUGAAGGAAAUUACAUUUUUCAUGGAUUAUAAAAUUACCACAAAAAUCCUUUGGAAUUAAAACUUUAUAAAGAAAAAAUAAUUUUUUUGUUAAAAUUAAAAUGAACCUUAAGGUUAUUGCCCUGUUUAACUUUCUCACUAUGUAAGGAUUACCAACCUUCAAUAACAUUUCAAUCAGACGAUACAGCUGUGCUCAAAGUAAAUAUGAAAAAUUGAUUAUAAAUACAUUGCAUUGUUUUGCUAUCUCUUAACUUACAUUUUAAAUUACAUACAAGAGUAAGACCAGCCUGAAAUCAGUAUCUACAUCAUAUUGUGUGCAACCAAGCAUAAUCCAACUCGUUGAUUUUAUCUAUUUGGUGGCAUGCUAAGGGUAAUUUGAUAACUAUUUUAUUUGUUUAUAUAUUUAUUUUUUAUUUAAUGAUAGUAUGAAAAUCUCAUACUGUAUUGUGUCACUUUACUGUCUUCUAGGAUGUAUUGCACAAGUGAGAUAUAAGUUAUGAAAUUGAAAUGGGUAAACAAAACUAGUUAAUAUAUCUCAAAUACCAUGCCAUAUUCGCCUACAUGUAAUAUGCAUCUCUUUCCUCUGUGCCUCCCAGAGACUUUACUAUGCAUUAUAGUUAUACAUCUUCAAUUGUUAGAUAUUUUACUAGUUGUCUGUAAAAAGUGUGCAUAACUAUGAUAUGGAGUUGAUUUUUUGGGGGAGGCUGUAAACAUUAUAUUUGGACAAAUGCUUUAUUCACUAAGCACAACAAGGGGUUAGGCCUGAAUUGUUUAAUUUGUGCAGCUGUGUUCAUCAGUAACAAAUUACUUUCACAGUUUGCUUUCUGUUUUGUUGAGACAAAACAGAUGCAGACUAGAGUACUUCCAAGGACUGUCUGUUUUCAAUAGAAAUGUCUCAAGUUUCCCCAAAGCUGUAACUUCCACUCACAUAUCCUGUUCCAACAUGGGGGAAGAUGUAAACCAAGUGCAAUAACCAGCUCAGGAGGUGCCAUGAAGAUGGAUUAUUUUUGUAAGCUGUAUAAGAAGCACAAAUGUAUAUAAAUAUUUUCAGCUCAGAGUUGAUAAAGUAGCAUGAAAACAUGUUAAUUGUGUGUAGCAGUGGGAAGGAUAGAUAUUGGCAGUAAGCUGGAAUGCAACAAGACCACAUAGAAACUUAUAAGAGGAGAGAAAGAGAAUUUCCCUUUCCUAUUGUUGCACCCAUUUGUCCUAGGUGUUCUCAUUAAAUAUGCAGCAGACAUCUGUCUCCACAACUUGAAUAUAAUGGCCACAAAACAUUUGUUUCAAUGUUAUUAAAUGCAUCAAAUAAAGAAAGUUUAAUUUAUAAUUAAUGAUCUGUAUCAAAUUCAAUAAAGUCUUUGUCAGGGAUCUGAUGAGGUCCGGACUGUUCUCGAAAUUUAAGUUUUGUGCAACCGCCUGACUUGGCUGAUUUUCCUAGAAGACUUCGUUGAAUUUAGUCACCAUGAAAGCUAUAGAUCAUACAUCUGUAUCAAAUACUUUGAAGUGUUAUCAAGGGCCAAAAAUUGGCAAGAGAAACAAUUAUCAGUUUUUACUGUGUUACUCUGCGAUUGUACAUAGUAUAUUCCCCCAGAAUCAGGACUCCAGAAAUGCACUUAAGAUGUAAUAAACUUUAAUUUCUGUACCAUAUUCUUCCAUGACAUACUGAGCAUUAUUCUCUAGGUAAUUGCAAAGUUCAGUAUAUCAAUACAAGCAAUGAAGGUGUCUUUGUAAAAAUCAUACCUGCAGAACUUGGUAACCAACACACCACUACUGGACAAGAGAACUAUAUGAAGAAUAAAUUGAAACAAAUGUAAGUUUUGGGUUUACUAAUGAUGCUGUCAGUAACUCAGGCUAUAUAUGACUGGAAAAAAAAAAUUAUGGGUUAACAGAAGUUGGUGUGAUUCAAUAUGUUUUGUGUUAAUAUCUUUGCACUGUCUGAAAUUUAUCUGCAAGGGAACUUGGCUGUAACGGACGGGAAAAAUAAAGUCAAACUGUCUAGUAUAUGUCCGAGUACUGUAAUGGACAUAUGCAACAGUAAAAAUGAUAGCAAGGAAGGAAACUGAAAAUGUGUACUGCCUGUUAACAGUGUGGCAUACAUGUUGCAUGAAUUUUUUAUUUAUGGCUUGGAUAAAAGUUUUAGUGUAUCUUCUGUUACAAAAUACAAUAUUUAUUUUGGUGAAUAUUUAUUUCAGUAUGCUUAAACGUAUUUAGACCUUUACUGGCCAUGUUUUCCAGUUUUGUCUAUAAUCCCAUACAGUUGAUAAAUUUUCUUAUGGGUAGUACAUACUGGAGCCCUGAAGGGAUAAUAAUAUUGUGAUUCUGAACUUUAGUCCUGUGCAUUGCACAUUCCUUAUCACUAAUAUUGCUAGUGUAUGUUGUAAAUUGAUGCUCAAUAUUGUUAUGCUCUUUGAAACUGAAUUACAAAGUAAUGUAUGAGAUUAUAAACCACCAUGAUGGGUUAAAAAAGCAUGAUACCUUCAGUAACUGAUUCAGAUAUACUUUGUAGUAAUGGCUGUUCCCUGUUAUUGUUGAGGUUAUGGCUGUUGUAAUUUUAUUGAUGAAAGUCUCAUUAAUACAGUUUUAUAGUUUAGAAUUAAUAAUUUACAUUGCUCUCUCAUAAUUUGAAAGGGGGAAAUCAAUUUUUACUAAAAAAAUUUCAGUUUUAGCCAUUCAUAUGUAAUGAAUUAUAAUUCCAUAACAUUGUCUUUUACUCAACAGCAUUAAUCAAAUUUUAAAUGUAAUAAUUAUUCAUUUAGACAUUCUAAUGUGGAAAUUAGUGAAAUGGCCAUUUUAGAGCUAAUGUGAUUAAAGCACAGAGAUACCAAAAUAUAAAAUAAGUUGUAUUGAUGCUAAAAAAUUAGUUUUCAGAGAAAUUAUGUAAACAGAAGGCUACAUGCAGUGUCUGUAGAUAAACCAGUAAGACCAUCUGUAUUAUUAUUGUAACAUCCCAGUGCCCUAUUCCCCUGAACAAUGCCUUGCAUUCCUCAAAGCAGAGAUUUUAAAAUGUGAUGACCACAAGCUAUUUUCAGCAUUAACUAAAUUAAUAACUACAUUUAAGGAGUUAUCAAUUUUUGUUCUAAUAUUGGGAUACAUUUUAAGAAAAUAAGUGCAGUACCUAUUUCUCUUCAUGUCCAAUGAUUGAACCUCCAUAUAUAUGUUGGAACGUCCAUGACAGACUUUUUAUUCAUGAAUGUGGCCUCAGCAGAUUUAGAUUUCGGAACAUGCUCAGAAAAUUGUCUGUUUGCAGUCAUGAAGCUGUAGAUUGCUUCAGACAUUGUGAAUCAAAGGGGCAGAACCAUUAAGAAAUUCUGAUGUACUCUAAACACUGCAUAUCAAAUGGCCUGUCUUAUUGUUGAAGUUCAUAUAUUUGUUAAGUUUAUCUGAUUUAUACCUUGGAAUAGAAUUUAGACAGGGUUGUGUUGAGUCAUAAUUAUGUUUGGUUUAAUGUUAAAUGAACACAUGUAUGCUGCAACAUAUUUUGUAGUGUGAUGUUGGAAGCUCAUAUAGGAAGGUUUCCUUCACAAUGUAGUAGUUUAUUGUAUCCUCACUUGUCCAUAAAAAUAAUAUUCCUUUUGUGGACCAUUUUUUCACUGCCACUAAGUAGACAUGAUUGAAUAAGUCUAGACCUACACCCAGAUUUUGAAUUUCACUGAACAUUGUGAAGAGGUUUGUAUCCUUUUGUUUUCUCACAGCUGUAGGGUUCUUACAAAGGUCAUGACAUACCACACUGGUUACUCCCUUUUGGACCCUCGACUCACAACUGUGCAAGACAGUAUAACUAUUCAAAUCAGUCUUCUCUAGUUCUGACCGUUCAUGUGGUGAUCUUGUGGUUAGAACAGAAGUCUCCUGCCCCUGGACAUAAUCAUAGUUGUUCGACAUGGGAUUUGCGGUGGACAAACUUACACUGGACCUGAUUUAAACAACUUUUUGUCUGAGCCGUUUAAGGUAAAUAGAACAAUUCUUGUGUCUUGUGCAAGAGAAAUAAUUAAAUCAGCAAUAGUCUAGAACAUAACUGUAGAUAGGACAGUCUAAGAAACUUGGAACUGUAACUUAUCCUGUAUUUUAAUCAUAUGACAAUGAUUAUCCAAGAAGGAAAAACAACUCCAUAGGCUUAGGCAUACAUGGGAGGAUAAACUAACAGAGUGUAAGGCUGUGGACUGCUUUUAUAUGGCUGAUGAUACGAUCCAGUGGCAGGCUUCUGUGAACAUGGUAAUGCUAAGCUUUGGGUUCCAUAAAAAGCAGGGAAUUUCUAGAUUAGCUGAGUGACUAUUAGAUUAUCACAAAAUAUUCUGCUCCAUGGAGUUAAUUUGUCAGUGUUUACCUAUAAUCCCUCAUGAAAACCUGAAUAUAAAUACUAUAUUGUAUCAUUUGCUGAUUUUUAUUCAACUCGGAAGUCGUGAAGAUGGCUGUCUUCUGGAUUGUAGUGCCAUGUGGUCUGGAAAAAAUUACCGAUGUUUCAGAGGUCCUUGCUACCAUCAUCAAGAUGAUGACAAUGGCAGCAAGGACCUUUGAAACAUAGGUAAAUGUCUACCAGACUAUGGCACAACAACCAAGAGGACAUCCAUAUUCAUACUCGCCACCAUAACCUUAAAUUCUACUCAGAUGAUAUGCAUCUUUACAAUUCAGCAUUUGUGUGUCAAAAACACUUUGUCCAUUAAUGUAUCUUUUAAUUGAUAAAGUAUUUAAGAAAUACCAUCAUUUUGCUGUAAAAUCAUUAGACCAAGAAACGUGAUGAUCAGAACAAGUUCAAAUGUCAAUGUCUUUUAAGAACCCUACAUUUGAUAUUAUAAAUAGAGUAACAAGCCCCUUUUAGUUAGGUGGUAUGUCUAGCAAGGUUGCAAAAUGCAGUUGGUAGCCAGAGACCAAGACAUGACAAAGUGCUGGCUAGUGAUCAUAUCAGCUUGGCCACUGCUGAUGCACCUCAUAGCAAUAUUGUACAGCAGCAUUUAAGAGUAGAUCCUAAACUAUAACCAAUACUGUAUCAAUGUUUUAUUAUUAUUGGUGGUCUCUGUCAUUAUACCAUUUGACUCCCGGCAGCAUGUUUAUAAUAUUACAUUUAUCAUAAUUCAUGUUGUGUAAUUGUUAGUACGUGCUGCAGCUUCUUUGAGUUAUGCUGUUUUAAGAGGUAGAUUCUUACUGAUGGGAAAUUAGUUGGUAAAUUCCAGUUGUGAAGGAAGUUUUAUGAUUAUGUUCAUUGUAUUUUAAUUUUGUACAAAUUUUGGAGGUACAUUAUAAAGUGACCAUGUUGUGAUAUUCCAUGUGCAGUAUUUGUCUAGGAAUGUUGUAAGUUGAAUGUAUUCUGCUGUAUGUUCACGAGUUAGGGGGUGUUGAAUUUUUGGUGCACCUAUAUAAAUAAAACAAUUUUGAUUGUU
This is a messenger RNA of Zootermopsis nevadensis, 6426 nucleotides long. RefSeq names its product jagunal (gene jagn). NCBI's taxonomy places the organism in Eukaryota, Metazoa, Arthropoda, Insecta, Blattodea, Termopsidae. Gene Ontology annotation, cellular component: endoplasmic reticulum membrane. The record is from RefSeq and is a predicted model, not a curated record. Gene Ontology annotation, biological process: vesicle-mediated transport; endoplasmic reticulum organization.